AUGGAAUUAGGUCGACAAGAAAGCCAGGAAGAUGGAAAUCGAUUCUGGCGGGAAGAACGAGAGGAGGGGGCUGUAUAUAUGGUUUAUUUAAAACGGGUAACCUACAGGUCACAUGAUCGGCUGGAAGAGGGAGAGAAGUUUAUGUCCCAUCUGAUGUGGGAGACGAUGAAAGUUCGAGUUAUAAAAUCAGGAACGUUAGAGAAACUGGUGGAAUGUAUGGAAACAUGUCAAGGUGACCUUGACUCUUCACAUUUAAACGUCUUCCUGUCAACAUAUCGCACCUUCGCUACUCCCGAACAAGUGUUAAAAACCAUCAUGGAUAGGUAUAUAAUGUUAAAAUCUGUCAGUAAAGACGAUGAUCGAAGUGAUAUGGUGGAAGAACAACAGAAAACUAUUAGAUCUGUAUUAUCAGUAUGGUUAGAUACUCAAUCUGAAGAUUUCCGAGAACCCCCUGACUACCCCUGUCUUCUAGAUCUCGAAGAUUUCGCUAAGGAAUAUAUCCCAGACAGUGAUCUUGCUCUCAGAGCUCGACAUAGGCUGGAAAAAUUUCAAAAAGAAAGUAAAAACUUAGAAGCCACGAUGUCUAAAAUGCAGAUUGAGAAACCAGCAGCUCGUCGGAAUUCUCGUCACCAACACAACGGAGAAACAGAACAUAUAGACUUUAAUCAACUUUCAAACCACCUAAUAGCACAACAACUGACUUAUAAAGAUGCUGAAUUAUUCCGUAAAGUUGUUCCACAUCAUUGCCUUGGUUCAGUCUGGUCUCGAAGACGGAAGAAGGGAGGUGAAGAUCCAUUAACUGUUGCAGCAACGAUUCAAGAAUUUAACAACGUAUCUUUACGUGUCAUAUCUACAAUACUCAAUACUAAAGGCAUGAAGACGUCUCAUCGAGCCAAAAUACUUCAACGAUGGAUUGAAAUAGCUCAAGAGUUACGUGAUCUCAAAAAUUUCUCCUCACUUCGUGCCAUAAUUUCUGGUUUACAGUCUAGUCCUGUUUAUAGACUGAGAAAAACUUGGUCAGCUUUACCCAAAAAUGUAAUGGUGCUAUUUACUGAGUUAUCAGAAAUAUUCAGUGAAGAGAAUAAUCAAAUAACUUCGAGAGAAUUACUCAUGAAGGAAGCCACGGCUAAAUUUCCUGAUAUUGAGUCUCAGAAUAAAACACUUCAACGUAGAAAUCAACUCAAACGACAAUCCUGGAUUGAAAAUGGAAUAGUUCAAGGAACGGUGCCAUAUUUAGGAACGUUUUUAACAGACUUGACGAUGAUUGACACAGCACUUCCUGAUAUCACAGAUGAAAACCUCAUUAACUUUGAAAAACAUCGUAAAGAAUUUGAAGUUAUUGCUCAAUUAAAACUGCUUCAAUCAGCCGCUCAGAUUUAUUCUUUUAAAAAAGAUGAGAAAUUCUGGGUCUGGUUUGAAUCUGUUAAAAUUUAUUCUGAUACUCAAAGUCAUGAUAUGUCAUGUGGUAUUGAACCUCAAACUGAAAGUAGUGCUAAAUUAAAGAAAAAAUCAGCCAGUUUGGGACACAGACCUGUAAAAUUUGACAGCACCAAGUUCGCGUUGUUUGCUUGUGGGUUAGAAAAUCGUAAAAGUAUGUCCAGUAUACCUGAUACUCUCUCGGCAGCUCUAACUGCUCCUAUUAUAACUACUCAUUAUCAUUCAUCAGCCUCGUCCGUGUUAAGUUCUGAUAGCGGAGAGACGACAGGACAAUCUCCUAACUCAGCCUCUCCCUUCAGAUCUUCUGAUACCUACGUUAUUAAAGUUAGUAUGAAUAAUGAUCCAGAAACACCUGAUACUCAUGUCUAUAAAAGUAUUAUGCUAACGAAUACAGAUCAUACUCAUAAUGUUAUCAGUAAAGUUUUAGAGAAAUAUUCUAUUGAAGCUAAACCUGAAGAUUAUAGACUAUUACAACUUCUAGAAGAUGGAGAAUUAUUAAUCCCAGAAAGAGCCAAUGUUUUCUACGCCCUGAACAACUCCUCGGAUUUAAAUUUCAUUGUAAAAACACGAGAAGAAUAUGAGAGUUCUACGUUAAAACGUCAGAGACGACGUCGGUUUAAAAAACUUAGUUUAUAAUAGUUAUAUUAGAUAGAUAGUUUAAAUAGUAUAUUAUUUGACAACAAUGGCAAAAUUUCCCUCAGUGCAUACUGCAUCGGGUUGCUGAUCUUCAGUAGUUCAGUAGAGUGUAAAACCCAUUUUAUUUUAAACAUAUAGAUUUUUACUGGACAUCAACCAAUUCAAUACCAACUAAUCAACCAACUAUUAAAGACACUGAUAAAAAUAUUAGUUUAAUCUUGAAAGACGAUUUUAAACCGGAUAUUGACCUGUUGUGAAAGUUUAUACCAGUUCCGAACAUAACUAGAGAUGUAUCCUCUCAAUUCAAAUAUAACUACAAGUCAAGUCCUGGGAAUUAUAAUAUCACAAUAUUAAUAUCUCACCAGUAGACAACUUUAUUAUAUUCUUUGUUUUUAUUUAUUAUUUAUUAUUAUUGUAAAUAUUUUUAAGAUUUGUCUGUAAAUAUUCUGAACUGAGUUUGAGUUAAUUAAUAUUAUUAAUUAGGAAUAUAUUUUAAUUAUUAUUGAAGUGU
Molecule: messenger RNA, 2584 nt
Organism: Lottia gigantea (owl limpet)
Lineage: Eukaryota; Metazoa; Mollusca; Gastropoda; Lottiidae
Exons: 15
Coding region: 1-2073 (690 amino acids)
Biological process (GO): Ras protein signal transduction; positive regulation of GTPase activity
Cellular component (GO): plasma membrane
Molecular function (GO): guanyl-nucleotide exchange factor activity
Source: RefSeq, a predicted model, not a curated record